AUGAGUUCGGACCGCAUGCCGUCCAGGUCGGACGUGAUGGCGUGGAGCCCGCAGCAGCUGGCGGACUACCUGAGAAGGCUCCUCGGGAUCCUCCGAGCGGCGGGGUCAGCUGACUCACGCUCAGACGGCGCCGUGAACCAAACCAGAACGUUAGUGAGCAGCAGCUCACCUCAGAGGCUCAGGACGUCCAAAUAUCAAGAACCAGAAAUCAACUCUGAGCCUCAGGGAUGGGGCGAAGACGAGUUUGACGAUGAAUUUGACGAUGACUACGAGAGUCCGUACAGCGACGAUGACGGCAGCGGGGGAGACUACGAGUCCCCAAACGAUGACCAGGACGCGGGUAACGAUUACGAGCCGCCUCCUUCCGAACCCGCAGAGGACCACAAGCUGUGCCCCCCCCGGCCCAUCGGGGACGGGGAUUACAUUGACAACCACGUGUCCCGAGGUCAGCCCCCCGCUGUGUCUCCCCGCCCCCCCGUCUCUACGCCACCAUCUCGGAUGCCCAUGGACGCUCGCAGAGACCCCUCCCCUCACUGUGGUCCACGACCUCCUGGAAAGCUGCCUCCUGAGCCGCCGCAGGUCUUUCGUAACAACAAACCAGGCAGAGGUCCAGGAUCCAACCCGUCCCCCAUCAGAGGACCGAACAACACGCGGGACAGGCCGGGCGGACAACCUUGGAGGCCACCGCAGGAGGAUCCACCCACCUUUACCAAGCCUCCUCUGCCCUCCACCAACAUCAACAGGAGCAACUCCUCCGCCCGCCUCUCACCCAGCAGCAGGACGGACAGGAGAGCGCAGCUGCCAGACGAAGUGUCAAAUAGCAACACUUUCCCUCUUAGCAAGCCUCCCCGGCCCGGACCCCCGGGCCCUCCCGCUGGAGACAGGACUGGAUCUCUGCCACACAAACUGCAACCUCCGAUGCCGUCGGGCAGACAGUCGGUUCGUCCUCCUCCAUCUGCAGCAGGAUACACACAGGAGCUGGACCCUCGCUGGUAUGUGGGUAAAGUGACCCGAGGUCAGGCUGAAGGAUGUCUGAAGCGAGUCUGCAAGGAUGGGGCGUACCUGGUGAGGGACAGCACCCGGCAGCAGGCGAACCAGCCCUUCACCCUGAUGGUCUACUACCAGGACAAAGUCUACAACAUCCAGAUCAGGCAGCAGAACCAGCAGUUCGUGCUGGGAACCGGACUCAAAGUCCAGGAGUCCUUCCCGUCAGUCAGUGACAUCAUCAGCCAUUAUUCCCAGUCUCCUCUGCUGCUCAUCGAUGCCAAAAACCGGAGCGCCAGCCAGCAGAACCAGUGCAUGCUCUCAGACCCGGCAGGAUACUACCUGGGUGGCCAGAACUGGUCCUGACCGGACUGAACCGGAUCAAACUUUACGAUGAUUUACGAUGAAUGUUCAAACGCCACUAGCGGCUGUGCUAAACGUCUUCCUGUUUCCAGGAAGCUGUGCUGUGUGGCGCCAGAGGAAAAUGUUGGAUUUUUGCACAUGUUGCUUCAGUUGUUCGUUUGCCUUUUUGUGUUCCUGUUUUUACGGGUUUGUGACAAAAAAAUGUCCCUUUGAAUCUUAAGAAGAGUUCUUAAAAGUUUCAGCUUCUCUUUGGGGUUUCUGUCGACACUCGAUGACGCUGGGCCAACUCGACAGCGUUCACUUAAAAUACUUUCAAACUAAGCCGACUGUUUCUGUCGUCCUCACCUCCACGUAACCUGUGCUUCACUGUUCACCUGUCUCAGCUGUCCUCAAUAAAACCAUCAUGUGAUGUCA
Neolamprologus brichardi is the source of this 1761-nucleotide messenger RNA. Lineage: Eukaryota; Metazoa; Chordata; Actinopteri; Cichliformes; Cichlidae. The record is from RefSeq and is a predicted model, not a curated record.